This is a messenger RNA of Hevea brasiliensis (rubber tree), 594 nucleotides long. RefSeq names its product transcription factor TBF1-like. Lineage: Eukaryota; Viridiplantae; Streptophyta; Magnoliopsida; Malpighiales; Euphorbiaceae. The coding region runs from base 1 to 594 and encodes 197 amino acids. The transcript has a single exon. The record is from RefSeq and is a predicted model, not a curated record.
AUGGCUCAAAUGCUAUUUGGUGAAUCUUUUGGAAAGUUUGGAGAUUUUGGAAGCUACCCACAGGGUACUGCUGGUCCUAGCAAUGCAAAGCCUACUGGACCAAGUGGAGAAAAAAUUUCUGAAGUGGAAGAAGAAGAAGAGGAGCAUGUAGAAGUUGCUGAAAAGGUACAAGAAGAAAGUAAGCUAGCUGUGGUUGAAGAAGUAGAGAAAAAUGAUGAGAAGGAAGAAUCUGCAGAAGAGGCAUCAGAAGCAGAACAAGAACCUAACAAAGAAAAAUCAAGAGAAUCCUCCUCAUCUCAUACUAAAAGAAAUAGCAGCAAUGAAAAUGGAAAAAGUGAAGGCGGAAAUAGUUCAGGACAAGAAGAGGAGAAGGAAGAUGUUGACAAAAAGAAAGAAGAGCAGUCACAAGACCCAUCCUCUGAUCAACCUGACUCUCAACCAGUACCUGAAUCAACCAUCUUUUUACCCAUGCAAUAUGGCCCUAGAAGAACCAAAGCACAAGCCAGAAAAUCAGUUCUACCCAUUCCUCCAAAAAUCCAAGUAACCAUACCUGAAAAAGCCCCCAAAGAAGAAGAAACAAGCCAAACUUGUUGA